Molecule: messenger RNA, 657 nt
Organism: Guillardia theta CCMP2712
Lineage: Eukaryota; Cryptophyceae; Pyrenomonadales; Geminigeraceae
Exons: 2
Coding region: 1-657 (218 amino acids)
Molecular function (GO): DNA-binding transcription factor activity
Source: RefSeq, a predicted model, not a curated record
AUGAUCUUCCAAGGUCAAGAAACUCAGUCCAUCGCAGAUUGCGACUAUUUCCAUUGCCCUUUCUCCGGAACGAUAUUUCUCGUGCACAAAGAAGAUAGCGACAGCCCUUCGAGACCCACCUUGUACGACGACAUCCCUGACGUCAUGGAUGAUAGCCUCGACGACUCCGAGCUCGACGACGUCAUGCCGCAAGUGGCUGAAGCCAAGGUCCAGCCCUCCAACCGAGACGACACGGCCUCCUCUUGCUCCGACUCAGACCAGGCGGGCACAACAAGCAUGGAGAAAGACUCCUCUGCCGACCUCGAAACCAAGCCAGACCCACAGGCUUCGCGGGCCUCCCCCAGCGAGAAGUCCGUCACAGUACACUCGCGCAGGCUCACCUCGUCCUCCGUGCAGCCUGUACAGAUCACUGCCGAGCUCUUGGCAGAGCACUUCCACGAGAGCCUCGAGGUGGCGGCGAGCAAGAUUGGCAUCGGCAAGUCGACGAUGAAGAUCGUAUGCCGGCGGCUGGGGAUCGAGAAGUGGCCGUACGUGCACACGGGGUCAAGGCGGCGGAGGGGGAGGGCGGGGCAGGAGAAGGCGAAGAAGGGGGAGAGCGAAGGAGAGGUAGGUGGCGGGAGGAGGACUCCUCGUUCCGACGAGCUUCAGAAGCAGUAA